Morchella importuna is the source of this 1698-nucleotide messenger RNA. RefSeq lists its product as uncharacterized. The transcript has 2 exons. The coding region runs from base 1 to 1698 and encodes 565 amino acids. NCBI's taxonomy places the organism in Eukaryota, Fungi, Ascomycota, Pezizomycetes, Pezizales, Morchellaceae. The record is from RefSeq and is a predicted model, not a curated record.
AUGUCUUCGUCGUGUACAGAGGAGCGUAUACCCCUCGUGGGCUAUGGAGAACCUGCCAUGGCCAUUUACACCCCGUCUCUCUUUUCUAGUGCUCAAUCCCCGGUCUCUCUAGUUGGUUCCGACCUUGCACUAAGUCCCGCCGCCCCGGCGUCCCCCCGUGCUUCAUCCUGCGGAUCCAACGCAUCCGCUGGAUCUGUUGAUUAUCUCGCCAAGUUUGCUUCGCUACUUGAAAGGAUUCAGCCUGAAUCCAUAAUUGCCAUGGCUCUUCGCAUUUACCAGGGAUGGUCCGCAUCACCUUCAGCUAACCAGGUCACCUGCACUCUGGUUUCUCCUCCCCUCUGUGGAUCCUUCAAUUUGAUCCACGUCCUGAAUUUCUCCGACGGUGUCAAGUGGAUAUUGCGACUUCCCCUAGAAACCCUGGAGGGAUCCUCCACCACUGCGCGCCGUCUCGAGUCGGAAGUUAUGACCAUGGGGUUCAUCCGCCAAAACACCACAAUCCCGAUCCCUGAGGUCAUUAGCUUUGACCCCCACACCGAAAAUGAAAUCACGUCACCCUACAUCAUCAUGCCUUUCGACGAAGGAACUCCCGUGUGUCAGAUCUGGUGGGAUGAGUGUGGCCCGACCCCGCUAGAAAAACGCAGGCACAAGAUCCUGGACACCGUUGCCGACGCCAUGUCGCAGCUCACGAAGUUUAGGUUCAACAAAAUUGGAAUGCUGGAAUUUGAGGUGGGCUCUCUUUCGCCCAAAGUUGGCCCAAUCAAUGUCCUUGAUCAAGGUGUGGAGAUGGAGCAGUAUGCGACACAAGAAGAUACUGGUGCUGUUUUUAAGCACAUUGGGCCUUUCGAUAGCUCCCAGGAGUACAUAACUUCUUUACAUGAUUCUCAGGAGGCUCCAGACGAUUCGUAUGGCGUUGGAAUGCAUAGGCUGCUUGCUAUGAUGAUUGAAAACCUUCCCCUUUCCUCUCCGAUUGAAGGAAAGGAAUCAUUCGGGCUCACCCACCCCGACUUUAGCGGUCAAAACUUCCUUGUAUCCGAGGAUGGGACUCUUACAGCAAUCAUCGACUGGGACAACGUUCAAACAGCCCCCGACUGCAUCGGAUGCUGCUCAUACCCAGCAUGGCUUACACGCGAUUGGGACCCCCUCAUGUACGGCUACGGCACUCCCGAUACCAAGUGGGAAAACUCUCCAGAGGAACUCGAGGGUUACCGUAACUAUUACGCUACGAAGAUGACUUCCUUGGGCAGCGCUAAAUUUACUACAAAGUCUCACAUUCACGAGGCUGUCUGUAUUGCCGCAUCCAAUCCCCUUUGUAUGUACCACAUUACCGACAAAAUCUUUCAUCACAUGUUUCCGGAGGAGGGCAUCGAUGACGAUUAUAAUCCGGAUACACUUGAUCUGGGGAUGAUUACUGAAGCGCUGGGUGGAGAGGGUCUGGAGGAAGAGGUGGAGCAAAGAAUUUUAGGUAGCAUCAAAGAGUUGCUAUCACUUCCAGGUGAUGCUCCAACCCACUCGGUGUCUUCUCAAUGGUCCAAAGGUUCGAGGCUCUGGCAUUUCAUUGGAAAGUGGACUGGAGUCACUCUGAUCUUUUCUUUGUGCGCUUCCCUUCAUUCUCGCGGUGUGAUCUCAGCACUUUUGAGAUGGCCUGGUAUCAUCAAUUUCUUCAUGGGGCCUAGGGCCAGGAACGAGUCUAUGGUUUGA